UGCCCUUUCUUUUUACAUUUCUCUUCAAAUCUUUCACGAUGUUUGAGGUAUUAUUCUGUCUUUUUCUGACCACCAUACAAGUCUCGGCAAGUCCAACAUACGUCAUCACAGCGCCAGACGUGUUCCGUGUGGAUUGUGACGUCACAGUGACUGUGGAUUUGGUUGAUAUAGACAAUGUCUCUAUGCGGCUUUCUUUACAACAAUAUCCUAACAGAGAAACAACAUACCAUACUGUCGAUUUCAAGGCUUCUUCAGGUAUGAACAGAGUGAAACUGAGAAUCAACAACGCCCAUUUUAAUAACAGCAGUGAUGACGUAGAACACGCCUAUCUGGUGGCGACCUCUACCGAUCCAAGAAUGACGUUUUCACAAGAAUCAGUGGUCCUCGUUAGCAGGGACUCCGGUUUUAUCUUCAUACAGACAGACAAACCAAUUUAUACUCCUGAUCAAGAAGUAAAAAUCAGAGUUGUUUUGCUGAAUGAGGACAGAUUGCCUAGUUCAAAACCUAUACUUAUCGAUGUCAAGAAUCCUCAGGGCAUUAUAGUACAACGGUGGAACUCCACGUGGUCCAGGCGGUUUAUCGCCCACACAUUUGAGUUACCAGACAUUCCUUUCCUUGGCAACAACUGGACAAUAGAGGCUUCUCUUGCAAAUAAUAAUGCACUCAAGACUACUGCUGUGUUUGAAGUCACGGAAUAUGUGCUGCCUCGAAUUUCCGUAGACAUCGACGUUGGGGAUACAGAGAUAAUCUUACCCACGACGGAUCAGAUUGAAAUAACUGUCAAGUCCAGAUAUGUCUAUGGAAAAGUUGUCCGUGGUGAGGCGUUUGUUUCUCUGGGAGUUCAAGUCGAUGGUCGAUAUGAGUUGUGCCAUUUCAGACUUAACCAGAUGCUCUCCUCUGGUGCUGCCACGUUCAAUGUCAGUAUGGAAGACGUGUCAAACAGUCUACAACCAUACUGGUUUCCAGACGGAGCCAGAUUACAUAUCGAGGCAGAGGUGAUGGAUCAAGCCUCAGGCCGCAAAGAAAAGGCGUUUGAUUGGUCAGUUGUGUUUGCACUGCGACCAUUCAGAAUAUCAGUUGAAAGAACCAGGUUCUACUUUAAACCAGGAUUGAAUCAUGAACUCCAAAUACAUACCAACUGGGUCAAUCGUCAUAAAGCCAAACAUAUUCCACUUUCAUUGGCUACAACUCGUACGUCUAAAUAUGGUAUAGCGGAGGAGGACCCUACACAGCGUCUGACGACUGAUGGUGACGGAAGGGUGGUGUACACGAUAAGUACAAGAACCCUGGACGAGAGGAUACAGUUCAGGAUUAAAACAAAAGACAUGCGCUUUGAAGCAGGUCAACAAGCGAGUUUAACGGUGGAUAUCAAUGCAAUGAGAACAACAUCUCGUGCCUAUAUUAGUAUCCAGGCUACUAAGAAUCAAGACAACAUUCAAGUCAUCAUCUUCACAAGUGAAAUAUUCACGAGUAACGUAACCUACAUGGUAUUGGGUCAGGGAAAGAUUCUGACUUCCGCUUCCGUAACAAUCUACAGCGGUAUCCACGCUGUUAUAAUACCUAUACAAACCGCCAUGACACCUCGGUGUAGAAUCCUAGCUUAUUUUAUCAAACAGACUCCUCUGGGACAGGAGAUUGUAUCAGACUCUGUAGAGAUGAGUAUCGAGGGCAUGUGUAAAACUAAGGAGCUUACCACCAGCGUAGAUGAUGAAGUAGUCCUCCCAGGCGAGUCAUCUGUCCUGAGAGUGACCGGGGCCCCAGGGAGCACGGUGGGGUUCGUUGCUGUGGAUAAAGCUGUUUAUCUAUUGAAAGAAAAAGGGUUUCUGACAAAACAAAUGCUUUUUGAGGAUUUUGACAAGCACAGUACGGACUGCGGAUCCGGGGGAGGGUACAGUUCUCAUCAAAUAUUCCAGGAUUCUGGUUUGACGGUGAUCUCCAACAUCUACAUCCGGGUAUCGCGCCGUGACGACACAGGUUGUAACAGAAUUUCCAGAAGGCGGCGCUCAUCUGACGAAUUGACCAAUAUAAUUGACACACAUCCUUGUUGUGUGGCUGGUGAUCUUUUUGGGAGAAAUAUUACAAACCAGUUGGAAUGUUUUGAAGAAGGAAAAACGGUUUUUAAUAUAACCGGAAGUACAGGUUGUUCCAAAGUUUUCUACAAAUGUUGCAAACGCUUUUUGCCGUUUGGCCCACCUUCCCCAGGAAAGACAGUAAAAGAUGAGGGAAAAGAAUACACAUUCCGGGAUAUUGAUAGUCAAUUACAGCUGUUAAUGCGAUCUUAUUUCCCGGAAUCCUGGCUAUUUGAGGAAGCAAACUUAGAUGCUGAUGGUAACCACACCGAACUCCUACAGACGCCCCACUCCAUCACAACUCACGUGAUACACGCAGUCUCCCUGUCGUCUGCUCACGGACUGUGUGUGGCGGAUCCUGCUGAGAUUGUCGCUUACCAAGAUUUCUUUGUAGAUGUCGACCUUCCCUACAGCAUUGUUAGAAUGGAACAAACCGAGAUCCGCGCCACCAUUUACAAUUAUCGAAACACCAGUCUGCCAUGUCGAAUCUAUAUGAACACAACCGAAGAAAUCUGUUCCUCUAAAACCGGUACGAUAUCCGUUAGAGUCCAUUCCAAUGAUGCAGAAACUGUCAGAUUUCCCAUAGUUCCUCUACGUGCUGGGAAAUAUCCAAUAGAAAUCAUCGUAAGAUCUGUCGGUGUCGGUGAUUUGGUGCGAAAGAUCGUCUAUGUGAUUAAUGAGGGAAAGGAAGAGAGAAAAACUGUAUCCUUCUGGGUUGAUCCUCAUCUUCAGAAGGGAAGACAACAAUUGCAAGGAGAUUUACGAGUGAAUAUUUCACAUCCACAAACAACUCUGGGAUUGCAGAAGACAGAUGUAGAUCUUGUCCUUCCAAAAGAUACCAUUCCAGGGACCGAGCAAUGCCAGGCAGGCGCCACAGGUAAUAUAAUGGACUCCGUUGUAAUGACGGUUAUUGAUGACGUAGAUCAGCUGUUGAAUCGAAUUCCUCAUGGAUGUGGGGAACAAACGAUGAUCACUUUGGCGCCAAUAGUGUACGCACUGAAAUACUUACAUGGAACAAACCAAAUUCAAGACCAUCAUAAAGUGCGGGGCCAGAGAGUCAUAAGUAGAGGAUUCCAGAAGUUACUUCGUUUUCGAAAAACCAACGGCUCUUUUGCAGUAUGGCCUCACAAACCUUCAAGUACGUGGCUGACUGCUUUUGUACUGCGGGUACUCUGUGAAGCCCAGAAGUACUACCACAUUGAUGAACAGAUCAUGUGUUCUGGAAUCCGUUAUAUUCUGUCCAAACAACGACCUGACGGAGCGUUCGAUGACGAAUCACCAGUCUAUCAUAAAGAAAUGCUGGGAGGAAAUAUUGGUGAUAUUUCCAGAACUGCCUUCAUCUUGAUUUCUAUUAAGGAAUGUAGCUGUAAACCAGAGGGAUCCGCCAUCAACAUACAGAGGGCAGUACGGUACCUAGAGAACAAUUUAUUUUACGCCAGGAGGCCCUAUUCCUUAGCUAUAACUACAUACGCUCUCGACCUAUCCAAUAGCGACAAAGUACACGCCUCCAAUAGAAGAUUAAAACUUCUGGCUAAAAAUAAAUUCUUCACGACAACUGGAAUCGACGGUUUCAGGUACUGGGAGGAAGAAACUGAGGAUGUUAGUGAGGUAUACACGUCACCAUGGUAUCGUAGAAACACCCCUGCCAUCAAUGUGGAAGUGACGUCAUAUGCUCUACUUGCACAGUUAGAGCUCAACGAUCUGGAAUAUAGCAAGAAUAUAGUGGAGUGGCUGCUAGAUAAAAGACAGUCAUCAAAAGAAUUUGUUUCAACACAGGAUACGGUGGUAGCUCUCCAUGCUCUAUCGUUGUACAACAUAAGGACGUAUGCUAGAGACAUCAACCUUAACAUUUCUUUGUCCAGUACCAGUAAUUCCGGCUUCCAGAAAGAUCUAGUUUUAUCGCAGCACGACGCACUGGUUCAAAAAUCUGUUGACAAUGUUCCUGUUAAUGGAAAAUUGGGCGUUGUUUCCCGUGGGAAUGGAGUUGCCCGGAUGGACGUGGAGGUCCGGUAUAAUGUGAACGUCAGUGAGAGCCAUCUUUGUAAGUUCAGUGUAGAGGUGUUCGACAAGCCCGUCAAACUGGACCUAUUGGUGGAGAAAGGGUUCACUCCUGACGACCUCCACUGUGACGUCUGUGGCUAUUGUUCGCCCGUAGAUCCUGAUGAGUUUUCGGAAGUUUCAGACAAAUACAAUGUACCUGAUCUCGCUCCCAGAAUUCGGGGUCUGUCCUCUCGCUUAACAAGAUCCGCCACUGGGCAACAGACAAGCAAACGGGUCGUCUGCCUAGAAAUAUGUGUCAGUUACCUUGGAUACCGAAAACUAGAUAUGCCAGUGGUGGAUGUUGGACUACCAACGGGAUUCCGUGUCAUAGAGAGCGACCUCCAGAAGAUAAAAUCUAGCGGAGUUGCAGAUAACUACGAAGUAUCGAAGAGAUCAGUUACACUGUACCUGGAUAAUAUUCCCAGCUUAGACGAUCUGUGCUUUCAGUUCCGCGUGGUCCGAGAAUUUGACGUAGAAAACCUCCAGUCUGCAAAAAUAGAAAUAUACGACUACUACCAAGAGGAGGAAAGAUGUGUGAAAUUUUACAGUCUAAAAUACGAGGUGGCGGAUCUAGACAUUUUCUGCAGCCGGGGUAACUGCACGUGCAUUGAAGAUUCGUGUGCCGAAUCUUGGGACGCCAAACUACUGUACAAACAGAUCUCGAGAUCCCAGCUAUACCAGAGAACGUGUAACCUGUACGAUUACGUUAUUAGGAUAGAGGUAACUAAUGUUAUCGUGUCUGGAAACCAUCUGGUUUUCUCCUCCAACGUCAAAUCUGUCAUCAAGCCAGGGGAGGGUAAUAUACAGCGGAAUGACGAGAUAGAGUUCUGGGUGAACCUCCGAUGUGAAACAGAUUUAGAAGUGGACCAUCAUUAUUUUGUAUACGGCAAAAAGAUCAUCGUGUACACAGACGAGAGAGGACAUAAAAGAUAUCGGUAUUACCUUCAAGGAGAGACGGCCAUUUUCAAAGACUACAUUAGAACUGAGUACGCCGUGAAUUCCAAUUUACGUUUCUGGGGUCGAUAUCUCCGGCGUUUGGAGCGCUACAUCCGAAUCCGAGGCUGCUGAGCUUGUGCUGUGUAAUUUUGUGGACAAUUUUUACUCCAUUUUGAUAUGGGAACUGAAAUGUAAAUAUUUUUCUAUUGUAUAUUCGAUUAUAUAGCACUUAAGUUCUUUAUUUAU
This is a messenger RNA of Saccostrea echinata, 5291 nucleotides long. Its product is annotated as complement C3-like. The record is from RefSeq and is a predicted model, not a curated record. Bases 39 to 5177 code for a protein of 1712 amino acids. Gene Ontology annotation, cellular component: extracellular region. The transcript is spliced from 39 exons. Gene Ontology annotation, molecular function: protein binding; endopeptidase inhibitor activity. NCBI's taxonomy places the organism in Eukaryota, Metazoa, Mollusca, Bivalvia, Ostreida, Ostreidae.